Oryza sativa Japonica Group (Japanese rice) is the source of this 979-nucleotide messenger RNA. Lineage: Eukaryota; Viridiplantae; Streptophyta; Magnoliopsida; Poales; Poaceae. The record is from RefSeq and is a predicted model, not a curated record.
GGGUAUUAUUGCACAAGUACCGAAUAGAUUAGCACUGUGUAUAAAGCUCUACGGCCGCCGCGAACUGCCGGGCGCUAGGGUUUCGGGUUCCUCGACCUCUCGCCGCCGUCGUCCCGCGCGCUUGGAGGUCGGCCUGCUCGACGGUUGUCGCCAUGAUCAUCCCCAAGAAGAACCGGAAUGAGAUCUGCAAGUACCUCUUCCAAGAGGGGGUUUUGUACGCCAAGAAGGACUACAAUUUGGCAAAACACCCACAGAUUGAUGUGCCAAACCUUCAGGUCAUCAAGCUCAUGCAGAGCUUCAAGUCCAAGGAGUAUGUCAGGGAGACCUUCUCCUGGCAGUACUACUACUGGUACCUCACUAAUGAUGGCAUUGAGCACCUGAGGAAUUACCUUAACUUGCCGUCUGAGAUUGUACCUGCUACACUCAAGAAGUCUGCAAGGCCACCAGGCCGCCCAUUUGGCUCUGGCCCCCCUGGUGAUCGCCCAAGGGGCCCACCUCGGUUCGAAGGGGACAGACCAAGGUUUGGAGACCGGGAUGGCUACCGUGGUGGACCUCGUGGUGCGCCUGGUGAUUUUGGUGGUGAGAAGGGUGGUGCUCCUGCAGAAUUCCAGCCAUCAUUCAGGAGUUCUGGUGGUAGACCUGGCUUUGGACGCGGUGGCGGCGGUGGUUUCGGUGCUGGUCCAACCUCUUCCUCCAUGGAGUGAAAGGAGCUCAGGAUUCUUGUCGCAGGAGACAUUUUAGUAUUCAAGUUUUGCAGUGGUGUUUGCAGUAGAGAUCAAUGCGUAGCACCUAUGUUGAAACCUUAAGAGAUGCAAGUGUAAUUCUCCUGGUGUUGAUGGCUUGAGAGUUUAUCCCAAACCCUCUGUAGAAGCCAAUGCCAAUGGAAAUAUCGUUCAGCUACUCAGCAAUCAAGUUUUUCCUCCCCAAUUUCUACCUGUCAAAUUUCUUGAUUUUUGAUGUAUUAGUCUGCUUUUUUCCA